Messenger RNA from Amphibalanus amphitrite, 3867 nucleotides. Its product is annotated as RNA-binding protein MEX3D-like. Gene Ontology annotation, molecular function: RNA binding. The record is from RefSeq and is a predicted model, not a curated record. Lineage: Eukaryota; Metazoa; Arthropoda; Thecostraca; Balanomorpha; Balanidae. The transcript has 3 exons. The coding region runs from base 250 to 1893 and encodes 547 amino acids.
GACAAUUCUCGGCAUCAUAAGGUAUCUGAAACCUGCGCCGAAAACCACGUGCCUCACACGUUAGCUCGUUGAUUGGUCGUCUCUCGGCAGCGGCGGCGUUUCAGCCAAUGAGCGCCGGGCCCGCCGGCCGCCGCCGCGGGCGCUCGGCGUUUUAUUUACGCCCGCCACUCGGUGCUCGGAACGGCGGCCGAGCGGUCUGUGUGCUGUGUGUGAGUGGUCGCGGCGUGCUCAACUGUUCGUCACCGGGCUAUGGAUGGGUUUGUGAGUCUGGCCAAAAACGAGCAGUUCAAGAGCAACAUUUUUAACGGUUUUUCGAGGGAUACUGUAGGAAGCUCGCGGGACUGCGGCCUUGUCGAUUCGUGCUCGCCGUACUAUCGGUCCUACCUGCGCGCCGUCCGGUGGCUGGCGGAGCAGUGCGAGUCGUUCUACGGAGAUAGCCAGUGCAGCGGUGUGGACAACUUCAUCAAGGACAUUAUGUUUGGCAAAAUUUCUCCAAACAACGAAGAUUACGUUGUGCUAAAUUCACAUCUCCCUCCGAACGAGCGAAACGGCGCUGGACCCGGCAUUUGGCUUGAAGAGAAAACGGCCCGUUUAGUCCGCGAGGUUCAACGUGACUAUGAUUUGAGGAAUGAUUCAAAGUACUUUGGACAAUUUACAGCACCUUGUGGUCGCAACUUGGAUGAGAUUCGCAACCAGUUUUACGUUGACUGUUACUCCGAGUGUGUUCAGCCGCAAGGCUCACGUAUGAAAGCAAACACGACCGAAUGCGUACCGGUGCCUUCUUCUGAACACGUGGCCGAAAUCGUCGGGAAAAAGGGUGGGAAGAUCAAGAACAUUCGUGCCGAAACGAACACCUACAUCAAAACGCCGAAACGAGACGAAGAGCCGGUGUUCGUAAUCACAGGUCGGAAGGAGGACGUGGCGUUCGCCAAGCAGAAGAUCCUGGCGGCGGCCGAACACUUCAGCCAGCUGCGCGAGGCGCGCCGCCAGAACCCGGCCGGUCCAGCGCCCGCCCUCGGACCGCCCAAACGCGAGGGCGAUGUCACCGUCUCCGUGGAGGUGCCGUACGAGUUUGUGGGCCUGGUGGUGGGUCAGAAGGGCGCCACCAUCAAACGCAUCCAGCAGGACACCAACACGUACAUCACGACGCCGUCGCGCCGCCACCGGCCCAUCUUCGAGGUGGUCGGGCAGCCGUGUGACGUGGAGACUGCGCGGGAGGCCAUCACGGCGCACAUCAGCAGCCGCGUCGACAAGUUCCGCAGCGAGACGGCGGCGUCUGGCGGCGGCAGCGGUGGUGGCGGGUCGUUCGGCGCCCCGUCGGCUCUCUCCUUCCUGGGAAUGAGCGAGCCGACCACAUACCGACCGCCGGCGGCCACCGAGCCGACGCCGCUCUUCGGAGCCAUGGGCGACGCCAAUCUGGGCGGAACGUGGACCGGCGUGCCGCCGCCGGGACCUCCGCCCCCGCCCAAGCAGCCGCCACCGCCGUUCUCGGGCCCGGCCGACCCGCUGGCGGGCCUGAGCGCCUCGCUGCGCGGCCUCUCGUUGCCUGACUCGGCGGCGGCGGCGAACUGGGCCGUGGACGCCCGAGGCCGGACGGCCAGCCUGCCAGCAGCCGACCCCGCGGACGCUCCGGGCGACCGGCGCCGCUCGGACGACGCGGCGGCUCCGCGCGCGCUGGGCGGUCUCCUGUUCGGCCUGCCGCCGACGCUGGGCUGGGAGGGCGGGCCGCUGCCGCCGGCGCGCCGCGCCUCCUCCAAGGGAUCCUCGGAGACGCUCAACUCUGACUCGGGUGUGGAGACGGCCACCCCGCCUCCGCCGCUCGACGGCGCCGCCUUCGGUCCGAUCGGCUCCAAACGCACCAGCCCGACCAGCCUCUCUGGCUGCUCUGAGUGACCCUGCCGGCUCGCUGGGCCGACCGGCCGACCGACUGACCUGACUCGGGUCAGACGGCUGCGCGGGUCACUAGCGGCAAAGAUCGUCGCAGUUUGAUCGCUCGACGAGAGCCACGCACAAAGACGUCGGACCGAAGUCCGGCGGACUGACAAGUUUUACUUUUGACUCUGGUUUGUAGAAUACUCCUUGACCUGCGCCCCGUUAAUCGACCACCGUGGCCUCAGCCCCUGCCGCCGCCGCUGGCGCCUCCCCGGCUCGGCGCGACGCAGCGGCACGCGCCUCCCUGCCGUCGGGGCCGGGCGCGCUGGCGUCUGGCGCGUCGAUAUUUCUGUCUUGGCCGGCUGGCGGGCGGCCAGCGUUCUCCCCUUCCAUCGAUCGCGGCCGGUCGGCCCGCGGUGCCGUCGCGUCGCUCCCGAUGGGCCCACAUAUCGCCGCCGCCGCCGCCGCCGCCGUGGGGCGGAGGUGGGGGAGGGGUGCCGGGGACGGCGAGAGCCGCGCCGCGCCGCCGGCACGGCGGCCCCAGUGCGUAUUGUAGAGCACAAACUAUUUUAUUUUCCUACAAAACUAGUAUAUGUUGCGUAUGUCGUGAGUAAGGGCGAGAUUAUUUUCAUACAGGGAUGUGAGUCAGUGUAGAAAUGUAGAUGUUUAUUUUUGUGAUAAUUGCUCCACACGAGCUUGGUUGCCAGUGAAAGAUUUAGUCUUCCAAAAUUGGUGUGGCAUACCUUUGUGUUGUCCGUUUAGGUGUCCAGAGUGGCAUUACGAUUGGAGUUUGUAUCUUAGAGUAACGAUAGUACGCAGUGCCCUGUGUUCGUGGCGUGGGUCCUCCCAGUAACUUCGCCUUUUGUACUUUUUUACAUUGUUGACGCCUAAAGCACGACAAUGGAGUUAUUUUGCACCACCGUGGACUCAAACGGCAAUAACUAGGCCUUCAUUGCUUCCCAAAAUAUGCAAAUAUCGUCUAAUUCAGCCGGGAAUCAAAGUGUGGCAGUCUGACCGCGGUUUGUCUCGUGGCGGCCAGGUCGGUAGCUCUGCAUGUGCGGUAGUGAGCGUCCUCUCUCUCCUCUGCGGUCCUCGGGCCGUGACUUGUCUGUCUGUCUGCGGGCCGUGUGUCCGGGGGGCUGUCCGUGAGUCGGCUGGGGCCGCACCCGUGCCGUCGCGGCCGACAGGGCAGGGUGGCGGGGUCGUAUCGACCGCGGCGAGGGGACGCGUCGACACGAUCCAGCGCGGCCACCGACCGACCGCUCGGCGCUCACUGCUCACCGGACAGCCCCCCGGCCGCGGCCGCGCCGCUCCUGUACAUACUCCCCGACAGCUAGAGUCGAUGUGAAAGUCUACUGAAUGUUAGCGGGCGUUGGUGGCCAGUCACCCUUCCACAUGAUCAACGAGUAAUACGCUUGUGUAGCUGUUGAGGCGCUGUAGGCCCCAACUAGUACCUGAUAAUAAUUUAUCGUUAACCAUUGAGUGUCGAGAUGUCGACCCACAUAAUACUCCACUAUAUUUAUAUGUAGUUAUAACUUAUAUCUAGCGGCCAUUAAUGCACAUUCCAUGGCUAUUCUAAAACAAUUUAUCGAACAAAUAUCUAUAUUUAUACCGAGGAUGUUAAAUUACAUAAUAAUGCAAUACCGAUGUUGGUCGUAGAGUCUCACCUUGUACAUAACACCCAUUGUGACUUACUUAGAUAAAUGAUAACUUCAUCCCAUUUUCAACCUAUGAGGCCACCAACGCCCUUGGUAUGUGCGUUGUGAGAGGUUUGGUUGUACAAACUUGCUUUUCGGUGUAAAAGAUCUUGCUCAGUUGGACAGCAGGGUUUGAGGCAUGCCAUGUUAAACCUUGCAUAUAUUUUAUUACUGAUGUCGAAUGUAUUUUGGAGCAUCUACUACACGGUUUGAACCGAGUGUACUUAUAUUAAUGUGUGUUGAUUUUUCACAUUUUGCUACUGUUUUAUUUUCAAGACAUAAUACAAUGUAAAUUCUA